AUGGAACUUGGUUUUCCGCGAGGGCUCGGGCAGAACCAGAAUCAGCUGCCAAACUUCCCGUAUAGCGUCAUGGAUGCGCGGAGCAUCCCACGCACCCUCGGCCCAGCCGCCUCCACCCCCGGCCCCAGUAUACUCGAACAACAGCACCAGCAACAUUCAUCCUCGACCUCAUCGUCAACCACACCCUCAUCUAUACCUCCCACCGGUCGUCCCACAUCGCCUCCCGUGGCUGCCACCGGCACAGCAGCGAUUCACUCCGCCGCCGCGGCCGCGGCCGCGGCCGGCAGCGCCGAAGUUGGCCAGCAGUCUGCCGACUCCCUUGCGCAUGGCAACGGCAACGGCAACGGCAACGGCGAGAACUGGGCCUCGCGGGUCCUGCAGGAGAUGAAGGACUUGAUGCUUCUGCUCAAUCGCGAAGGUCGAGUUCUGUAUGCGUCACCCUCGUGCGUCGAGAUCACUGGCUUCGAAGCCCAGUCGCUCGAAAAGAGCGACCUGUUCCGCUAUGUUCACGAGGACGACAAGUCCGUUCUCACCCAGGAAUUGAAAGAAUGUAUUGAGACUGGCCGGCUGUUGCGCUGCCAUUUCCGCUUCUGUAAGCCAGAUAGCAACUUCUGUCUGCUCGAAGCGCACGGACAUCCACAUAUCGCUCCCUCGGAUCCCUCGUCGAUGCCCAGUGGUCCGGGUGGUGGUAAUGGGGGUCGCAGCACCAGCGCCAGCAGCACCAGUGCAAGCAGCAACGGCAACAACGGCAGUAGUGACAGUAGUAGUAAUGGUAUCAGCAGUGGAGCUGGCUCAAAUGGUCACCGAAGACUUCCACGACCGCUAUCCCCAUCGCCACCGCAACAGCUGCAGCAGCAGAAACAAUCCGAGUGUCGAGGGAUUUUCCUCGUUUGUCGCCCUUAUCCGACUAGGGGAGCCCAGCUUCUCAACUCAUUUCUCGAACAUAAGAUCGAGAACAUCCGCCUCAACCAGCGCAUCGCGCAACUCAAGGAAGAGGAAGAGGAAGAGCUCAACGCGACGCAGCAAUCUUUCAAUAACAGUAACAGCGGCGCCGGCAACAACAAUUACCACAAUAACAACAGAGAUGGCCAUCUUGUCCACCUUUCGACCACCACUACCCGUCAAACAUACAUCACGACCACGCAGACCUUCACCCAAGCCACCACCAACCGGGCACCCGCCCGCGACACUCCCUCCACUUCCGGCGAGGACAACGAAUCCUCCGAUACGGUCACGAGCAACGCCGACGAUGCGGAUUCGCGCUCGUUUCCCGGCAUGGAGGGCGUCAUGGACCGCCUACCUGCGGUCGACGACAGGUCGCAUAUCGAGGGCAUUGAAGUCAUGACCGGUCUGUACUAUGGAGAGGGCGAGCGGUCCCAGGGUCUGAGUACCGGCCAAAAGCAUGGUCGCUUGGUCCACUACUCGGACAUUGAUGGCGAGUCGUCUGGCAACGAUCCCCAGGCAAGUCGAGGAGUCGGGGAUGGGGAUCGGAGGAAACGACUCAAGGGCGAGUAUAUGUGUACGGACUGCGGGACGAGUGAUUCGCCGGAGUGGCGGAAGGGGCCCGAGGGUCCGAAGACGUUGUGUAAUGCUUGUGGAUUACGCUGGGCUAAAAAGGAGAAGAAACGCCAAGAUCCCUGAUCAGUAAAACCUCUACUCCGUACUCCGUACUCUCCCCGGUCUCGUCUUUGCAAGGUGGGUGUAAUUG
Aspergillus aculeatinus CBS 121060 is the source of this 1708-nucleotide messenger RNA. RefSeq names its product GATA transcription factor LreB. The transcript is spliced from 3 exons. Lineage: Eukaryota; Fungi; Ascomycota; Eurotiomycetes; Eurotiales; Aspergillaceae. Bases 1 to 1641 code for a protein of 546 amino acids. The record is from RefSeq and is a predicted model, not a curated record. Gene Ontology annotation, molecular function: protein binding; sequence-specific DNA binding; zinc ion binding. Gene Ontology annotation, biological process: regulation of DNA-templated transcription.